Messenger RNA from Polychytrium aggregatum, 1293 nucleotides. Its product is annotated as ribosomal protein L3-domain-containing protein. The record is from RefSeq and is a predicted model, not a curated record. Gene Ontology annotation, biological process: ribosomal large subunit assembly; translation. Gene Ontology annotation, cellular component: cytosolic large ribosomal subunit; ribosome. The coding region runs from base 47 to 1213 and encodes 388 amino acids. The transcript is spliced from 5 exons. Lineage: Eukaryota; Fungi; Chytridiomycota; Chytridiomycetes; Polychytriales. Gene Ontology annotation, molecular function: structural constituent of ribosome; RNA binding.
UCUUCCCCGACCCACGGACUUUUGUUUCUCUGACAGUCCCGGAACAAUGUCUCACAGAAAGUUUGAGCACCCCAGAAACGGCUCUAUGGGCUUCAACCCCCGUAAGCGUGCCGCCAGACACCGUGGUAAGGCCAAGUCCUUCCCCAAGGACGACGCCAAGAAGCCCGUCCACCUGACUGCCUUCCUGGGCUACAAGGCCGGCAUGACCCACAUUGUCCGUGACCUGGAUCGUCCUGGUGCCAAGAUGCACAAGAAGGAGAUCGUCGAGGCUGUCACCAUCCUCGAGACUCCCCCCGUUGUCGUUGUUGGUGUUGUUGGCUACGUCGAGACUCCCCGCGGUCUCCGUUCCCUCACCACCGUCUGGGCUGAGCAUCUCUCUGAUGAGCUCAAGCGCCGCAUGUACCGCAACUGGUACCGCUCCAAGGAGAAGGCCUUCACCAAGUACGCCAAGAAGUACACCGAGGGUGCCAAGCCCAUCGAGCAGCAGCUGGAGCGCAUCAAGAAGUACUGCCAGGUCGUCCGUGUCAUCGUCCACACCCAGAUCAAGAAGCUCAAGCUUGGUCAGAAGAAGGCCCACGUCAUGGAGAUCCAGCUCAACGGUGGCACUGUCGCUCAGAAGGUCGACUGGGCCAAGGAGCACUUCGAGAAGACUGUCGACGUCGCUUCUGUCUUCGAGCAGGAUGAGAUGAUCGAUAUCAUUGGUGUCACCCGCGGCCACGGCUUCCAGGGUGUCGUCGCCCGUUGGGGUGUCAAGAAGCUGCCCCGCAAGACCCACAAGGGUCUCCGCAAGGUUGCUUGUAUCGGUGCCUGGCAUCCUGCCCACGUCACCACCACCGUCCCCCGUGCUGGUCAGAUGGGCUACCACCACCGCACUGAGAUGAACAAGAAGAUCUACCGUGUCGGCAAGGCUGGCGAUGCCAAGGGCGCCUCCACCGAGUUCGAUCUCACUGACAAGCCCAUCACUCCCCUCGGUGGCUUCCCCCACUACGGUGUCGUCAACGAGGACUGGGUCAUGCUCAAGGGCUGUGUCAUGGGUCCCAAGAAGCGUGUCAUCACCCUCCGCAAGUCCCUGGUCGUCCACACCCGCCGCUCGGCUCUCGAGAAGGUCAGCCUCAAGUUCAUCGAUACCUCCUCCAAGUUCGGUCACGGUCGCUUCCAGACCAUCGAGGAGAAGAACUCGUACUUCGGCACCCUCAAGAAGAACCUUGCUUAAAUUUGACAUUUCCGGGCUGGGCUGGGCGUGUUUGUACGGAUUGUGUUUGUCCUGAAAUACAAAAUGAAAUGGGCACCCCA